UUGAUAAGAAACACCUGUUUCUAUCUUUCUCUGUUGGAUUGUAAACAAUGUGUGUCAGGUGAAAAUAAUGGAAGAGGACAUAACUGCUGCGUUAUAUCACGCCGUGGAUAAUAAUGACUUAAUAAAGCUCAGACACUUAUUACAAGACGGUGCUAAUCCUAAUGAAAGAUACACCGGAACUCCGUACGUUUCUUUCACAAUUCUUCAUUUGAGUUGUGAAAAAGGAAAUUUGCAUACCACUCGAGCACUCGUUGAAGCUGGAGCGGACGUGUUAUCACGUGACACAUGGGGGAUGUCACCUUUGAUCCACAGUAUCAUUUGCCAACAGGAAGAUGUCGUGGAAUAUUUGAUAUCAGAAUGUCCGUCUUCCUUGAAUUUCCCGGAUAAAUCCGGCAAGUCACCACUUCAUUUUGCUAUAGAGUCAGAUAAUGUGGCUAUUUUGAAUUUAUUGAUAAGAUGCAAUGCCGAUAUUAAUAAGGAGACAGUACAAGGUGUGACUCCAUUGAUUUCUGUUUGUCAGAUACCAAAGCUGACAAAAAGAGAGACUAUAGCUAAAAUUCUUAUUAAACAAGGUGCUGUUGUAGAUUCCAAAGAUGCAUUAGAUUACAGAACGGCACUUCAGAUUUCAUUGACAAAGCGGCAUUUGGACGUUGUACCCCUGUUGUUGAGGGCUGGAGCAGAUGUCAAUACGGAAGAUAAAGGUGGCCAUACACCGUUAACUAAUUUAAUUUCGUCAUCGGUUCGUCCCUCCUGUGACGUGAUUGGCGAUGACGUUAUAGAAGUCAUGACACUCUUAAUCCAAAUGGGUGCUAACCUGAAUUCGAAUAAGUGCGAGAACAGUAACCCUCUCUUGGUUUCUACUUUGCUGAAAUCUGCUAAAUUUGUGGAGUAUUUUCUUGCUUGUGGGGCAGAUCCUAACAUUGAGUUCUCGUCUGGUAUUACCCCAUUGAUUGCUGCAACUGGAAACAGAGAUCAGAAUACGGUACGACUGCUGUUGGAACACAACGCUAAAGUUGACCCUCCGGCCUUGGUUUCCUACGGGAGACGAGAGAGGCGUCUAUAUGACCCCUUUGAAUUAGCUGUUGAUCUCUUACAGUGGGAUAUUGUGGAUUUACUGGUACAAUAUGGAUAUAAUCUCUCUCAGCAUGAUUACAUGCUAAGUAUGACUCCGUCCGACAGAACACCCGUGGCCCUCCUCAAUAAUCCUGAUACACAUGACCGUUUACGGAGAAUUGCAUGUUCUCCGCCUUCAUUGGAGAAAAUCGUCAUUUUAAAUGUGAGAAAGAUUCUUGGUUUAAAUCUUCUGCAAAAAGUUCAAAAGCUAGUGUUACCUUAUGAUGUGAGAAAUAAACUUGUGAACCUUUAGAGCA
Saccostrea echinata is the source of this 1370-nucleotide messenger RNA. RefSeq names its product ankyrin-1-like. NCBI's taxonomy places the organism in Eukaryota, Metazoa, Mollusca, Bivalvia, Ostreida, Ostreidae. Bases 68 to 1366 code for a protein of 432 amino acids. The transcript is spliced from 4 exons. Gene Ontology annotation, molecular function: protein binding. The record is from RefSeq and is a predicted model, not a curated record.